CUCGUCCAAUCAGCAGUAACUAAUCCAUUCUCACAUUGUACCUACUUUUUCCGGUUGAUCUGAUUUAUCGUUGUUAUCUCGCUCGUUAUUUUGUUUUGUUGUUGUGUUUUUAUUCUGACUUGCUAUUUCAGUCUCGUUUUUUAUCGUUGCAUUUGUCGUUGUGUGUUUUUGACUCGGUAUUUUGUUUUUAGAUUUGGCUUUGUGUUUUUUAUUUAUUGUUUUGGUGUGCAGUUCUCAGACUGCUUCAUAAAAUGUGUAUAAAUGCAAUGUAACGUUAGUUCCGAGAUGAUUUAGACGUGAUGACUGCAAGGUCAGUACGCUUUGAUUUGAAGACCUGUGCUCAUAUCUAACUGUACAAUAAAAGACGACUGCUGAAGACAAUAUCAGUCUUCAGUUAAAGACGUUUCCAUCGCUGGUGUCGGUUGUUGGAAGAUUCAAGAGAAGAUCAAAGAUGAGUGAUCCAGACCUAUGCCGAAUUAAACAAGAAGAUACUGAGGAACAAAAAGACUUGUUGGACGUGAAAGUUGAAAGUGAUGAAGAUGAGGAGAAACACUACUAUCAGCCAUCUCAAAUUUUCCUAAACGGAGAAACAUCCAGUAGCUUGCAGAUCAAAAAUACUUUCUUUCCAAAAAGAAAGCAAAGUACAGAACCGGAGAGGUCUUUCACCUGCCCUCACUGUGAGAAGACUUUCAAACAUAAAAGAAGUUUUGAGGAACACGUGAGAGUUCACACUGGAGAGCGUCCAUACCCAUGUCUUCAGUGUGGAAAAAGUUUCAGACAGACGUCAGAGCUUAAUGUGCACAUGAGAAUUCACUCUGGAGAGCGGCCAUAUGCAUGUAUGCAGUGUGGAAAGAGUUUCAGACAGAUAUCAGAACUGAAUGUGCACAUGAAAAUUCACUCCGGCGAGCGUCCAUACACAUGUCCUCAGUGUGGAAAAAGUUUUACAUAUAAGCAAAGUCUUGAAGUGCACAUAAGAACGCACACUGGAGAGCGUCCAUACGCAUGUCCUCAGUGUGGAAAGAGUUUCAUUAAGAAAUCAGAGCUUAAUGUGCACAUGAGAAUUCACACUGGAGAGCGUCCGUACACAUGUCUGCAGUGUGAAAAGAGAUUCACACAGAAAUCAAAUCUUGAUGUGCACAUGAGAAUUCACACUGGAAAGAGUCCAUACACAUGUGAUCAGUGUGGAAAAAGUUUCACAUGGAAAAAAUGUCUUGAAGUGCACACAAGAACGCACACUGGAGAGCGUCCAUACACGUGUCCUCAGUGUGCAAAGAGUUUCAUACAGAAAUCAGAGCUUAAUGUACACAUGAGAAUUCACUCUGGCGAGCGGCCAUACCCAUGUCUACAAUGUGAAAAACGUUUUACAUGGAAACAAAGUCUUGAAGUACACAUAAGAACGCACACUGGAGAGCGUCCAUACACGUGUCCUCAGUGUGCAAAGAGUUUCAUACAGAAAUCAUUGCUUAAUGUGCACAUGAGAAUUCACACUGGAGAGCGUCCAUACACAUGUCUGCAGUGUGAAAAGAGUUUUACACAGAAAUCAAAUCUUGAUGUGCACAUGAGAAUUCACACUGGUAAGAGUUCAUACACAUGUGAUCAGUGUGGAAAGAGUUUCGUACAAAAAUCUGAGCUUAAUGUGCACAUGAGAAUUCACACUGGAGAGAGUCCAUAACUGUGUCCUCAUAAUGGAACAGAAAUCAACACUUGAAGAUCACAUUUGGGAAGCAUCAAUAUACCUGUGAUCAAUGUGAAAACUGAAAUUGACAAUGGAAGGAGAGAUACUGCAAAAUUACAGUGACUCCCAGCAGUUUACCUGUCAAAUACUGCUUUUAAAAAUUACAGUAAAAUACUGUAUCAAUGUCUCUAGUGCAAUUUAGCGUGUUGUAAAUGUAUAUACUGUACAUCAAUACUGUUAAAUGUAGAGGCUUUUUUGGUCUUUCCUCCAGUGAUGUAACAUGAAACACUAAAUAUAUGCCAUUACACUGUAUAAAUUACCUGUAAUUUGUUGUUCAUAUUUAUUUACUGUAAAACAGUAUGUACAAGAUGCGUAAUUACUGCCUUUCAUAAACGCACUGUUUUAAAGGUGAGAAGAAAACGAACAUUAAAAUAACAAAGUGCUCAAUUAACUCUUUCCUGGCCAGCGUUUUAAAAAAAAGUUGCCAGCCAGCGCCAGCAUUUUUCAUGAUUUUCACAAAAGUUUAAUGCCUUCCAGAAAAUGUUCUUCUUUAAAUAUAUAAACAAACAAUAUAUUAGAUGAAAGAACAGAUCCUCUGCUUAAAAAAAAAAAAACUUUUCAUCCUACCUUCAUUAGUUCUCUUGUAAUCACCUCUCAAACAUGGGUUGGUUUUUUCAAAAACACCCAAUUUUGAGCAAAAAGCUGAGAUAAUUCCAUUUUUGUGAAGGACUUUUGAUAGAGAUCAGAUGCAGAGCGAUCUUUAAAACAUACACGGAGUUCUUUUUCUUUCACAUGAGGUGCUACUUCCGGGUUGUAUAAGUUGCUGGUGGUUAAUAGCGGUAUUGCGGAAAGCAGAGCCGGACAGUAACGGAGUACAUUUACUUGAGUACAGUACUUAAGUACAAUUUUGAGGGAUCUGUACUUUACUUGAGUAUUAUUUUUGGGGAGUACUCAUGACUUUACUCAAGUACAUUUGAGAGGCAAAUAUUGUACUCUUUACUCCGCUACAUUUCUACCCAUAACUGUGAGUACCCGUUACUUCUAAAAAAAAAAAAAGGAAAAAAGAACAAUCUCAGAAACCCUUGAUUUGUUGUUUCCCUUUUCUCAAACGUGAUUGGAUUGUGCAGGCGCCACUGAUUGGGACAGCCUAUCAGCUAUCACCUUCAGCUUUCCGCCAAAGUCCCAAUAGUCAGAUUUAGAUAAGAGAAGAAACCAUGGACAAAACAAUGGAUGAAGACAC
Misgurnus anguillicaudatus (oriental weatherfish) is the source of this 2915-nucleotide messenger RNA. NCBI's taxonomy places the organism in Eukaryota, Metazoa, Chordata, Actinopteri, Cypriniformes, Cobitidae. The record is from RefSeq and is a predicted model, not a curated record.